GAUGUCCAUGUCCUCAGGCUACCUGCUGAAUCAGGUACAUUUACCUGCGUGUUCAGACUGAAGAGCAAACCGCCGUCGAGUUACUUUUCCGUAGCCUUUUGCUCUUUUUAAUAAAAAAUUAACCCGACUGGUCGAGAGCUACCGAAGGAUUUAUGAAAUAAUUGUGAAAUCCAGGUCAAACAACCUUUGUGAGCGUCCCGGACUUCCGGAAGAACCGUAAAAAACGUCAAACUGCGACAUUUCCUCCAUAUGUUACCCUGAGGUUUCGGCCCAGUGACAGUCCCCAUUGAGUGGUUGUCCCAAUGGAGAGCUCCCCGUCCUUCCUCACUGGUCCCAUUGAGGAAGGGCCUUACCAAGAACGUUGUGUUGACCCAGAGGAGAUUGAGGUCCAGCACCUUGGAGGAUGCCACAGAGUCAAUCACAAAGAUGCCAAUGGCAACACCACGGGGCCGGAGACUGUAAAAUUUCUUCCCGCCAAAGAAGAGCCCGUGUCGGGGACAUGUAUGUGUGGACCUUGCACUUCUGUGGCAGGUUGCAGGAAGCUCUUUUGUAGCGUGUUGACUUGUGGAUUGUACCGCGUAUGCCAGCGUUUGCCCUGUCUGAUUUCCAGUGACAGCUCACCUGUCAACGUACAAGUGGAGAAGCCUUUGAGCUCUCCAAACAAUGAGAAUGGAUUCUAUUCUGACAUCCGUAUUGGUGGUGUCAAGGUGGAUACAUCAGUCAUUGAAGACGACGAAGAGCAUCUCUCAUUUUCCACCUCUAAAAUGGAGAUAGACAGUCCGACCUACUUCAGUAGCUUAACAGAAGACCACCUUGUCGAUGGCGACCUGACUGAAGACGUGGACAAACUCAUCACACGGAAGCUUAUGGAGGUCUUCUCGGAGUUUGAGAUCAACGAGUUGGCCAAGUGCACCUCAGACUCCAUGUUCCUGCGGCGUUCGCGGGAGAUCAGUCAGCUAAUCUCGGACAUCGUGCAGGAGCACAAUUUGGAGGAGCAGGAGGCCGAGUGCAGGCUGGUGCGCGAGAUUAUUCGCAUCAGCACGCGCAAGAGUAAGAAGAAGCUGCAGAUCAGGCCACAGGAGCUGCAGCGAGACAGCGGUAAUGACACGUGGAACAGCAAGAAGAACAGCCAGAAGAGCAGCUUCAAUUCCGUUAGCGAUGGGAAGCUGCAGAUUUCAAUGGAGAGGUCAGAUGACAUAGAAGCCAGAAAGUUACGCAACAACAGUAACCAGUCAUACUCUCCAAGUUUCCAGGAAACAGGUGUGCUGGUCACAUCUGACACUCCCUUACUACCCAACAACAUACGCGCGUGAGUGUCCCCUCAAACCAGACACAGUUUACAUUUCCAAACCGUCCUUAAACCAUCUCUAUGAAGAAUAUAUGUACUUGUCUUGGGGUCAAUGGAUCAUUUUGAAGUAACCCUUAGAAGUUGAGACUCCAUGCUCCAUUAUUUGGCUUUUUGAAAUACAACUGAAGACGGGAUUGUAGUUAUGCUUCUUUUUUUACCCCUGUUGUUGUGGACCCCUGUGCUAUUUGCAUCUCAAGACUGCCCAGCAGAAGGUAUUAAGCAACCGACUUUGCUUGAGUUGUUGAGAAUGAAGAAUGAAAAAGUCUUUAUAGAUAGCAGAUAUAUAGAACCAUGAUAGUCAUAAAAGACCAGAUUAUUUUCCUUUAACUCUCUUGUCUCAGUUCUCCUUUGCCUGUAAAUGCUAAAAUGAUGAAUGUAUUAGGCAAAUGUUGGAGCUCCAGUCAAAGUCUGACUGUGUAGAAGGAAGUUAUGUUGGACCAAAAGAAAUGCUUUGAGCCAGAAUGAAUGUUGAUGCAUGCUAAAUGCAUAAAAAAUGUUAGUUGUUUAGAUAAGUGCCUGUCUCUAUGCUUAUUUAAAUGUACAUAAAAAGCUACAUAAGCACUUCACUUGCCAUAUGCAAAGUCUAGAGGAGUAAUUGAUUAUUUGUGUAAUUUAUGAAUUCAAUGAACACUUCAAUGUAAAUUUCACUUUUUGCCAGAUUUUUUAGUACAAGCUUAAUGUAAAAGUCUGAGGGUUGCUUAAAAAAAAAUGUCUGUAAAAAGUCUGUUUGUCUGUUUAGAAAUAGAUUUCUUGUGACAUAGGAUGUUUUGCUCAGACAUGUAGUAAAUACUGUAAGCUAUCUAUGUGUGAGAUAGAAAUUAAAAUGUAUGCAUUUGCAUCUUCAGUGAAGCAGAACUGUUUACAUCAUUUGAGUCAAGUAAUGCACUCAGUUCAACACAAAAUCCUUAAGCUUUUAGAUUGUAACAAAUAAGUUAUGGUAUUAACACUAUAUUUUCAUGAAAAAAUGUUAAGCUAAAAAAGAGGAAAGAAAUGUAUCCUUCAUGCAAGGCUGUGGUGAGGCCAUUUUAAUUCAUAGAACAGAACAAGGUCACAUUCAGUUUGAAUUAAAUAGCCCUGUGGGCCGCUCCACAUAUUGAAACCUUAAAAAUCCCCAGAUAAUACCAGCAAAUUGUAAUGCUUAAACUAUUUCAAGCAGAGAGAGAUAUUUGAUUGGCGAGAAAGGGAACAGAAGCUUGUUGUUCACCAAAGGCAUCACACUGAAUACUUAAAACUGAUCCUUUGUAUCUCAGUUGACAUCAUGUUUAGGUACUGUAACAACUUAAUGACUCAUUCUAGUCAAGAAGUUUCUGCCUGGAGGGGAAAAAGUGAAUAAAAGUGUCUUGUUUGAACACAAAGGAAAUCCGUCUAUGGAUUAGUAUUCUUGAUCCUUCAGGCAUUUAUUUUUGGAGAAAAAACACCUGUUGUUCUCCUUUAUAUUUUUUCUGUA
This is a messenger RNA of Myxocyprinus asiaticus (Chinese sucker), 2795 nucleotides long. RefSeq names its product keratinocyte differentiation factor 1-like. The coding region runs from base 303 to 1313 and encodes 336 amino acids. Gene Ontology annotation, biological process: regulation of epidermal cell division; keratinocyte development. Lineage: Eukaryota; Metazoa; Chordata; Actinopteri; Cypriniformes; Catostomidae. The transcript has 5 exons. Gene Ontology annotation, cellular component: cell junction. The record is from RefSeq and is a predicted model, not a curated record.